Choloepus didactylus (southern two-toed sloth) is the source of this 522-nucleotide messenger RNA. Its product is annotated as 60S ribosomal protein L36-like. The transcript is spliced from 2 exons. NCBI's taxonomy places the organism in Eukaryota, Metazoa, Chordata, Mammalia, Pilosa, Megalonychidae. Gene Ontology annotation, molecular function: structural constituent of ribosome. Gene Ontology annotation, biological process: cytoplasmic translation. Gene Ontology annotation, cellular component: cytosolic large ribosomal subunit; ribosome. The record is from RefSeq and is a predicted model, not a curated record. Bases 1 to 405 code for a protein of 134 amino acids.
AUGAUUGAUGAAGCAGAACCACCCCCACCCGCCCACCCGCACCAAACACAUAGAUCUGCAACGGACUAUGAGAUGAGAGCAGCAGCGGAGGCUCUGCACUAUCCCGCGGCCCUGAGCUUCAAUAAGGGCCAUAAGGCGAUCAAGAAUGUGGACAAGCCAAGACACAGUCACCGCCAUGAGCACCUCACCAAGCACACCAAUUUCAUGCAGGACAUGAUCCGAGAAGUGUGCAGCUUCACCUCAUAUGAGCGGUACAUCAUGGAAUUACUCUGGGUCUCCACGGACAAGUGGGUCCUCAAGGCCAUCAAGAAAAGUGUGGAGACAUACAUCUGUGCCAAAAGAAAGAGAGAGGAGUUGAGCAAUGUCCUGGUCACCAUGAAGAAAGUGGCUGCCAAGAAAGACUGAGCCCCCAACCCUGUGCAUAAUAAAACCUUUACAGAAACUGGAAAAAAAAGAAGUCUCUGUAACAUCCAUGAUUAAAACACAUCAGUUGAGUCAUUAGGGAAAUGCAAAUUAAAACUA